GCAACUUUCAAAAUGGCGGACGAAGAAGCUAACGCAAAUGAAAAUAUUGAACCAAAACAAAAAGAUUUUUACGGAUUUGCCCUGUACACGUACAAUGCACGCAGACCAAGGAGUGCUGAAGUUGAGGAAAAUAAAAACGGCCAAGACAGUGAAGAUGGAACUGUGUCAAGCAAAAUUGUAGCUGAGGGAUCUGUGUCUGAUUUUCUUCGCAAGGAGGCGACAACUAAUUAUGAUUUUAGCCUAUCUCUUUUGAGCACAAAUUUGUCAGGAGAGCAGGAAACUGAACUAAGAACUUUCAUGGCUAAACGACUUGCUAGGGGAACAGUCUACAGUGGCAAUGGAAACAUCAAUGUACUUGAAAAUGUUUUUCCUGGUGAUUCAGCACUCUGCUAUUACUGUUUGCUGAGAGGUGGAAAGGAAAGUGGUGACAGCAUAGAAAAACAAGACAUGAAUUCCCCUGGAUUUGGGAGUUUUCUAUCUAAGGAUUAUGUCAUCUGUCUUGUUUCUGGGAGUGAAAGUGGAUUAGACUUAUUUCAAAAAGAGCUUGAUGAAUACAGCAAAGGGCUUCUACCAUACAUUGACAAAUAUACUGAAUCAUUAGAUGUUCAAGAGAGCUUCAAGCAUCUAGAAUUUUGGUAUGAUAAGUACGCGGUUUUGUAGAGAAUGGGCAAAAACCAUGUUGAGUGAAGCAGUGGACAAUCCUGUCUUCCUUCGACAAGUGAUUGAGAACUACAAACUGAGGGUAAAUCACGAUUUGAAUACAUUGAAGAGACUCCUGAGACAGGCAGAGACUGAUCAUUAUGCUUUGUAUAGGUCGUAUGUGUUUCUCCUCAAAUGUGGAAAUGGCCCUAUUUUGCUCCGAAACGCCACAUUAGAGGCUCACGCUCUCUGUUCUGACGAUACACUCAAUAUAAUUAAAGUGCUAGAGGAGUACAUUGAGGAGAACGAUAACUUUGGAAUCAAAGCUCUGGCGGAGUGAACAGAAACGAUACAACGAAAUUCAAUUUCCUCUUUUGAGUGCACCUAGUCAGGCCCAGCCCAUCGAAAAUUUAUUCAAUCAAGAAUACUGUUACAAUUUUAAAACGGCUUGUAUUUAAUAUAUAUAUAUAUAUGUAUAUGUACUGUGGGAUUACGGUUGUUUGAACAUUAAAAAUGAAUUUAGAAAAUAGA
Pocillopora damicornis (cauliflower coral) is the source of this 1170-nucleotide messenger RNA. RefSeq names its product protein Njmu-R1. Gene Ontology annotation, cellular component: trans-Golgi network. NCBI's taxonomy places the organism in Eukaryota, Metazoa, Cnidaria, Anthozoa, Scleractinia, Pocilloporidae. The record is from RefSeq and is a predicted model, not a curated record.